CGGGGUACCUGUGUGUUUCUUUAGAGUAAGACUCGGGAACAAGGUUCUCAGGAAAAUCUAAAUAAAAUUUUUGAUUCUUUUGAAGCGAAUUUUGCCUUCAUCUUCUGAAAUUUUUGAAGCAGUUUCGUCUGUUCCCACGAGUCUUGUAGGUGUUUUUGUUAUUAUUUAGUGUAACAAAUGGGUAAAGGGAAAGAUCCUGGGAAAACGAAACGUUAUAAGGAAGAAGAUGUUGAGUCGACGGGCAAAUCAAAUACCACGUGUAGCAUGCUUGACGGGAAGGAACGAGUAAUGAAGGAAAAAAAGAAAGAGAAACGAAAACAUAAGAAGGGUCAACGAGAUUCCAGUGGUGAACAAGAACUUACCCACAAUGUUAACCAAGGAGAGGAAAUGAAGGAGAACAAGAGAGAGAGAAUUGAAGAAACUAAUAGAGAUGAUGGUUUGUGUGAUGAAGAUGUCGAUAGAGGGAAACAGAAAAAGAAAUCAAAGAAGACUGAGAAAAGAGUUUGUCAAGGUAAUGAAAAUGGUAGCAUAGAAGAUGUAGAUAGAAAACAACUAAAAAAAUCAAAGAAGGGUGAAAACAAAAGAUGUGGAAAUGAGGUAUCUAAUGAUGAUGAUUUAGAAAGUAAAAAGAAAGAAAAUAACUUAAAGAAGAGUAGGAAAAGGAGAUGUGAGGAUCAGGAUAGUGAAAGUGAUGAUAAAGAUAAAGAUAUUAGAAAACAAGAAAAGAAAUUAAAAAAGAAGGGGGGAAAACGAGAGGAUAAAGAUUGCGGCAGAGAUGACGAUGAGAUUCACGGACAAGUUAAAAAUAAGUCAAAGAAAAAAAGGGGACAUGAUGAUGAUGGUGAUAAAGAAGCUGUAGUCAGUGAGGAACCAAAGAGGAGUAGUAGUGAACAAGAAGUGGACAUAAAACAAAAUUUUGAUGAGAAUACCACAAAACAGGAGAGUGGAUGUAAACCCAAAAAUAAAAAGAGAAAGAAGAAAAAAGAAAAGAAAACCAAUGAGACUGACAAUGAGAGUUCUAUUAAGAAAAAAAGCUGCAAAGAUAGUGAGGAUGAGGAACAUCUUCCAUCUAAAGAAAAAAAGAAGAAAAGGAAAAAGAGUAAAGAUAGCAGUGAAGGAUAUAUUGAACAGAGUAAAGAUAUUAUAGCAGAAACUGGAACAAGUUUAUUGAAAUGCUCAGAGAAAAAGAUUCUUAAAGAAGCUAAAAGGCAGAAGAGGAAAUUAAAGGAUAUCAAUGAGGCCCAAGAUGAGCUAGGUGCAGAAAUCAAUGCUCUUCAGAAUGACAUGGAAGAAAAGAGACUUCAAUUUGAACAAGAUGAAAAUUCAGAUUGUGCUUCUGAUGAAACAGGCAAUGAGAAUGCUACAACUGAGCUGAAAAAUGAUGAACUAAAGAAAGGAAAGAAUGAAAAAAAGAGACUGGUCAAAGUAAAAGAGGAGACAAGUGUUGAGAAUAAAGGAGAAGAGCCUAAUGCAGGGAUGGCUGCUCUAUCUUAUUUGAAAAUGUGGAAUUCUAACCGCAAACAGUGGUCUUUUAAGAAAGUCAGACAAGUCUGGUUGUUAAAACACAUGUAUGAUCCAUCAAAGGUCCCAGAAGAUGAUUUUGAUGUUUUGCUGGAAUACCUUGGUGGUUUGCAAGGAUUUUCUAGACAGACUACUAUAGAGAGAGCAGAGAAGCUUGUGGAUCUAGAAACAGGUGGUGAUGAUGCUGCAGAUAGGACACGGAUCAAGAGAGUCAUUCAGAUCCUGACAUAAUGUGUUGUUAUCAGAUCCUUCAAAGGAUAGCCCUUAAAUAUUGUGGUGGGCCACUGGUGAAUAAGGUUCUAUAGUUAUCUGAUUAAAAGCAUUUUAGAAAUCACGUCACAGGUUUAUUGUUUACCUCUUUGUCACAUAUUUGGAGCCUGCCCCUUGUGGGCAUUGUGGUAACUUACAUAGAGGACUAAAUACAAUAACAGUUAAGAAUGUUUUAAAUCUGAAUUACAGAACUUUUCGAAGCAUUUUUCUCUUCCUAUAGCAUAUAAUUUGUUUUGUAUUGUAUUUCAAAAUCGCUCGUGAAUCAUAAUCAAUUGCCUGAAGUCUCAUACACAUUUCUUGUAUUUCUCAUGUGUUAUAAAUAAUAUUAAUACAUCCAUGCGUGAUUUUAAA
Nematostella vectensis (starlet sea anemone) is the source of this 2142-nucleotide messenger RNA. Its product is annotated as DEAD-box ATP-dependent RNA helicase 42. Bases 178 to 1752 code for a protein of 524 amino acids. The record is from RefSeq and is a predicted model, not a curated record. Lineage: Eukaryota; Metazoa; Cnidaria; Anthozoa; Actiniaria; Edwardsiidae. The transcript has 3 exons.